Messenger RNA from Anopheles bellator, 5091 nucleotides. RefSeq lists its product as uncharacterized. Lineage: Eukaryota; Metazoa; Arthropoda; Insecta; Diptera; Culicidae. The transcript is spliced from 11 exons. Gene Ontology annotation, cellular component: nucleus. Gene Ontology annotation, biological process: regulation of transcription by RNA polymerase II. Bases 1 to 5091 code for a protein of 1696 amino acids. The record is from RefSeq and is a predicted model, not a curated record. Gene Ontology annotation, molecular function: protein binding.
AUGGGCAGUGAUCAUUACUGCUUGAGGUGGAACAAUCAUCAAUCCAACCUUCUCGGGGUGUUCGCCCAAUUGCUGCAGGACGAGAGUCUGGUGGACGUGACGCUCGCGUGCUCCGACGGUGCCACCAUCCGAGCCCACAAGGUUGUCCUCUCGGCCUGCUCCUCGUACUUCCAGUCGCUGUUUCACGACUUCCCGGCCCGGCACCCGAUCGUCAUCCUGAAGGACGUCCACCUGGCCGAGCUGCGCUCGUUGGUCGACUUCAUGUACAAAGGGGAGGUAAAUGUUGAGUACUGUCAGCUUUCGCCACUGCUAAAAACGGCCAAAUCGCUCAAGGUCAAGGGUUUGACGGAGAUGACCAACCAGAGCAGUCCGCUGACGGAGACGAGGCUAGAUCCUGAGCGACUGAGAGCACACAGCAGCAGCAGCAACAGCAACAGCAACAGCGGCAGCGCCAGCCAUGGUCACGUGGUGGGCCCCGGCGGCGGCCCCGGCGGCGCUGCCCUUACCGCCACCCCCGAAACCAUGCUCCUGCCGACCAACCUGUCGAGGAGUUCCCCAACAACUACGACGACGACGACGACGACGGCGACGGUUACGACGUCCGCUACCGCUGCUACGGCCACUACGACGGCGACGGCGGUCGCACUGAUAGCGACGUCGACUUCGCCGGCGGCGACGCACCACGGUCGUCAACAGCAACAUCCGGCAAACGUCGGCGGCGUCGGCGGCCACAAUUACUACGGCGGCGUCGAGCGUGUCGCAUCACCACCACCUCCAUCAGAAACACCACCCCCACCACCAUCAUCACCAACAUCAAGAGCCGCCAGAGUUCAGCCACCAGCGGCUCAGUUCCGGAGUCGCAACCUCCAUAAGAGCCGACUGCAGGAAGAGGAGGAAGAGGAGUCGCUGCAGGUCCCACCGCCGCCGCCGGACAGUGAGGAAGAGGACGGCAGGGGCGGCCGGCACCACCGGCCCACGACGCCCGUGACGCGCAAAACCGGAAGUUCCCCGUUCACCUCGAUCGCGGCCCUAGCGGCGGGGGGCAACACCCCGCAGCUGAUACGACGAACCUCUCCGACGACGACGACGCAACACCACCACCACCGGCUAGUGAUACAGAGUCCUCCACCGUCGGGCGGCUGCAGCAUUCUACCCUCCCAGCUGGCCGUCGCCGUCAUCAGCAGUGCGCUGGGUGACGCAGAGCGGAACGAAGCACCGCCGGUGGACGAGAACGUGGAGGGUGAACGGCAGGACGAAGAUCCUAGUGGCCGUCAUCAUAGGCGUAGCGGGAGCGGUGGCCGAUCGAAAGCGGGCGAUGAGUCGCUGGUCGGUACGACGACGACCAGCACGUUGGCGGCUCAGCUCCCUAGCGGAGAGGAGGAAGACAGCAGCCGGCACCACCACCACCACCGGACGUCGUCGUCGACGACGCCUCCACCCCGCAGUCGAAGCAAUAAUCUCGGUCUGGUGAUAGAAGGAGAAGGAGUAGCAGCAGCCGUCACCGCCGCCCGGCAUUAUGAGAGGCCGCCGGAGCGAUUGCUGCGCCUGCCGGACGAUGAGGAUGAGGGAGGUGGAGGUGGCAGGCGGGAUGAGGCGGGAGUCACGACGGUGACCGAUCGAGGAGCGAUCGCUACGACGACUACGGAGAGGACGGUGGUUGAGACUGGAGCUGGAGAGCAGCGGCGGCUUUCGAUCGCCGCCGCCGCCGUCGGUCCCGAUGACGACGUCGAGGAGCGACGACACCACCACCACCACCACCAUCCCAGCUUGCUGCGAAAUGUGAUCAGCACAACCGAACAGGACGAUGACGAUGAGGAGGAAGACGAUCAGGACGGUGGUGGCGGUGGCGAGCAGGAGGAGGAACAUCAGCACCACGAGCGGGAGGGAGAGGAGGACGAUGAGGAUGAGGAUAGUGAUGUGGCCGCCACCACCGACCUACUGGUGGCGGCGGUAGCGGCAGCCGCUCAUGCCGACGCCGUCGGGCGGCGAGCGGCGGACGGUCCCGAGCCACCACCACCCGAACCGAUUGACGAGGAGGAGGUGGAGGGUGAGGAGAAGGACUGUGGGGAGGUACGACGGGGCCGGGUCGAACGAGAUGAGGACGAUGACGAUGAUGACGAUGAGGAUGAGGACGAUGAAGAUGAGCCGGACGAGGAUGAGGAGCCGCAUGAUCUGCACAUCGGUAGCACCGCCGCUACGAGCAGCAGCGGGAGUGGCAGUGGCAGCGGCAGUAUCCUUGGCUCGAGCCGUCACCUACUGCACCACCUACCACACCACCACAACCACCACAACCACCACCAACAACAACAUCACCAGCAGCAACAGCAACAUCUGGUGGCGGUGGCUACCGUGGCUCACAGCGGGGAUCUGAUGGCCACGAAACUGCUACGGACGGCGGAGCAGCACCACCACCAUCAACAGCACCACCACCACCAACACCAUCAUCGGUCCCAGCAGCGGCGCAAGCGCUCGUCCGACGACGAGCACGACGCGCACCAGCAACAGCAGCAGCAGCACGGUGGCAGUAGCAAACCCGGUAACAACAACAACAACAACAACAACAAUAGUAGUAGCUUCAGUAACAACUCCGAGGACGAGUACGAGCCGCCGGUGAAGAUCAAGAGCGAAGUCGACUUUUCGGCGUUUUCGGGCCUGAACAUGACGCUGAAUGCGGCCGCUGCGGCGGCUGCUGCGGCGGCCGCUGCUGCAGCCAGCACGACCUCACCGGGCAGCAGCCUGUCGGCGACGUUGAACGCGGCCGCUGCUGCCGCCGCCGCCGCCGCCACGGCCUCGUCUGCCCCUGGGACACCGGGGGUUCAGCUGCUGCCGGCGGACCUGCGGCCAUCGUCCCGCGGUGGCCUUACCGCCGAAUCUCUCAGCGGUGGUGGCGGCACAGGCUCGGCGCUGGCGACGUCGCCGGGCAAGAAUGCCGCGGCGGCUGCAGCGGCCGCCGCCCUGGCCGUCUUCAACGCGAGCGGCCUGCAGAGCCCGCUGAACGCUGAACCGAUCGCCGGCCCAUCCGGCAUCAUGGGCCCGGUGCAGCAGGUCCCCUUGUCGCUGAAGAAGGAGAUCGAUUGGGACCGGGCCGACGACAAGUCGUCCGGCGAGAGCUCGCUGGACUUUCGCCAUCCGCACGACUCGAACCUGGGCAGCUUUCUGCUGGGCUCGAGCGGGUAUCCACGGUCGGGCAUGAAGUCGGCACCGCCGGCACCGACCGGCAUCAUCGGGUUCCCGGGGGCGGCCGUCGGUGCGAUUCCGUUCGUCUUCCCGUUCGCUCCGCUCGGGCUGGGGCUAUUCGAGACCGACCCGCAGCGGUUGCUGGCGAUGCUCCAGCACCAGUCGGCCCUGGCGGAGGAGGCCCUCCGCUACCGCAGCCUACUGCUCGACGGUGGCGCUGGCGGCUCAUUUGGUGGUCCGGCGGCCACCGGCGCUGCCGGUUUGCCGUCGGCAGAGGACUGCAAGCAGGACCGCUCACUCGAGCUGAACCACCAUCAGCACGCGCAUCGACCGGUGACGGCAGUGAAGUCAUCGUCGUCGACGGCCACCGCAACGAUCAUUCGCGUCCGGGACGGGCUCACCAAGGAGAGCUUCCGGAGCCGGAUGGCCGACGAGGAGCUGCUACUGCAGAAGCCUCCCAACCUCCAACCGGCGAGCGGAGUGAGUGCCGAGUCCACCCGUCUACGAGCUUCGUCCUCGGCGGAGCUGUUUCCUGCGAUCGCCGCUGCUUCAGCCGAGAAGGCUCCGCCGGCGCCACUGGUGGACCCGGAUAACACCAAGUGUCACAUCUGCAUGGCCAACUUCCCGUCCGCGUGGCUGCUCGAGCAGCACUCGGCCCUGCAGCACCCGCACCUGACGAUCCACGACGACAAGCCGUACCACUGCGGGCUGUGCGGACAGCGGAGCCGGUACGCCUGCUGCCGCUACCGGACCGUGCUGUCCAAGCCCGGCCAGCGCUCGGCCGAACCCGGCGGUCGGAGCCGGGUCCCGGCGGACAAGCUGUUCACGUGCGAUGUCUGCGGUAUGCAGUUCCGAUAUCUGAAGUCGUUCAAGAAGCACCGCCUCAACCACGCCCUCGAGCGGCUCCACGGCAAGAAGGGCACGGUGGGGGUGCCGGGGGGCUGCGGGCUCACGUCCAGCCCACGGCCCAGCCACGGUCCGGACAGUGAGCCGGCCGUGUCCAGCACGAACGCCGAGUCGGAAGGAUCAUCCGGUGUCGUCGUCGCCGAUCUGCGCGGUCUCCUCGAGGGUGGUGGUGGUGGGGGCCGGGGAGCUAGCGAGGAGCAGGACGAUACGGUGUCGGACUCGGUACCGGUCACGACGACCGCCACCGGCCAGACGGACGACACGCAGCCCAAGAUCACCAGCAGCAGCAGUAGCAGCAGCAGCAGCCAUAAUAGCGAAGGCAGUAGCAGUGGCAGCAACAGCCCCAUCAACAGCACUAGCACCACCACCAGCACCACCACCAGCACCACCAGCACCAUGGUCCAGCUGCCGUCCGUGGGCUGUCAGGGAUUCGCCAGCACCGGCAGUGGUAGCUCCUCGGGGCCGGCCCUCCAAGUCGUCGACUGCUCGGAGGUUCUACUACCGCCACCGAGCACCGUAAACAGUGAGCAACUGAAGCAACGCCUUCCCCAUCAGCAUGAGCACCAGCACGGUUCCAUAGGCCUCAGCCAGCAGCAGCAGCAGGAGUCCCUCAGCCACACGCUGAACAGUCUGAUCAACGCGGAGACCAUCCCGCACCACCGGCUGCUGGGGUUGGACCCGCAGGAGGCCUCCAUCCUGAACUUCCUGCGCGUGGAUGCGGCCGAGAAGCAGCGUGACAGGCGCUUCGCCUGCCCGUUCUGUGGCAAGUGCGUGCGCUCGAAGGAGAACCUCAAGCUGCACGUCCGCAAGCACACCGGCGAACGCCCGUUCGUGUGUCUGUUCUGUGGACGCGCCUUCGGUGGCAAGUCGGACCUGACGCGUCACCUACGCAUCCACACCGGCGAGCGGCCGUAUCACUGCGAGGCGUGCGGCAAGUGCUUCGCCCGGGCCGACUACCUGUCGAAGCACCUGACCACGCACGUCCACCAGAUGUCACCCCGUCCGUGA